AGAGCCUCCAACAACAUAGGAGGUCUUAGAACCUUAAAUUACAACAGGGGACAGCGAUUGUAGUGUAUACAUUUGGGUCCCACUUGUUUUUGAGGAGGUUUUGAAGAAAAUUUAACAUCAGUUCUCCAUAUUUACUGUUGAGGGUUGUAACUGAAACAACUUGGUUCCUUCUCAGCAUCUGAGUUGGAUUUUUAUCUGGAUCAGUGACUUUGAUACCAUUUAAUAACUGCUAAUCACUUCUUAAUGAAUGCAUCAUGUUGGAUUGUUACUCUUCUCCUCAGCCACAGUGAUGUGAUUGAGGUGUAGGAGUAACAAUCACUUGUGUUUGUGUAACCCUUUUAACACGAUAGUGAUGCCGAGAGUUGGUUCCAACAAAGGUAUGGUCCAACAGCAGAUCGACAACAACCUGCUGCGGCAGUCAUCCGCAAAAUCACUCAAGGUUGGAAUAACGCAAUUUGAGAUCCAUCGAAACAAAGUACCAAAAAAAGUUAAACUAUUGGAUGUGAAAUUGUCAUUUUCCUAUCAGGAAGACUUUACCACCAAAACUGAGCGUCUUGAAAGACAGCUUGUUCGUCAUGGCAAGAAAUGGACAUGGCAGCCGACUGAUGGUGACAAAAGUAUCUUGACAUUUUCAUAUGCACCUGGUGACAGGGUUAACCUGAAUUUCGGACUUAUUGUUCACAAGACAAAAAGAAUGGGUGUGUUCAGUAGUGAGACUCUUACCACACAAGUUGGAAAUGUUACAGAGUGCAUAGUGCUGGCAAAGAAUAGUGGGGUAGGGGUGGCACUUCCAAUCAACACCACAAUCCACCACCAUUUUCGUCUAAACUUCAAUCUAGGUGGAUAUGGCCACCAUAUGACUGUUAAAAUGAGGUUGGAGCAGUUAGGGGAAACAAAAGCAAAUCCAUCACUUUGGCUGCGACCUUGCUCCAUGGAGAAACCCUUCCGAAGUGCUGGUUCCUUACUUUCCAUCCUUAAGGAUGCUGACAGUUUCCCACCCCGACAAAAGUCAAUUGAUGAAGAAAAUGCAAGGAGCUACAUAUGUUCCAACCAAAGAUUGGUCAACAGUAAUCGAUCAGCAGUGGUGGAGUGCUGGUCAGUUCGGCCAUGUCUGAGCGAGUCUGACAUUCCGUCCGGUAUCCAGAUCCGACAAGUGGCCACAAACAAGCCAGUGGCAUGUCUUCUUCCAGUUGUUGAAAACAUCAGCGGCAUUUUUGAUGGAUCAGUGAACCAGAGACACUUGAAGCUGUCGAUUUUGGUCAUAUGUCCAGAGGGUCCAUUCUGCCUAUGUUCAACCAAGUGGAGAAGUCCUGACAAGUUUGACUUGAAGCUGUACUACUAUGAUGGUGAAGAGACGUGGGGUCAGCGCAUCAAGUGGGCAGCGCGAGACUUCCUGGACAUUGACCACAUCAUUAUGAACAGCACUGGUCAUCAGUACUAUUUCAAACACGACACAAAGACACCGCUUCAGGACCUGUGCAUAGGGCUCUGUGUCAAGUACCUUGUCCGAUGGAAUGAUGAAACAUUGCCAUGGAAACGAGAAGGUUCACGACCUCUUUCAGUUCAUGACCUUGAACCUGACCUUAGUUUCGGCUAUAAUAGCUCUGAAUCCCUUCCAAACAAAUCAUGUGCAGUCAGUCCACUGGAAAGUCACAUGGAAUCCCUUCCAUCAUUUUUAGAAUCUCAGAACUUAGCUCUAUUUUAUGACAUUGAGUCCAAAGUGUCUGUUACCAAGGUAAUUGGAGUACAGAAUGAUACAGCUAAGUCACGCCUAGCACGUAAAGGAAGUGGCAGUAGCUAUGGCAGCUUCCACGGUGGUGGUGACCGUUACAUCAAGAAUGAGAAGCGACGAAGCAUCAAGAAAAAGAGUGCAAUAGAAAGUAAGAUAGACAGUGACGGGGACGAUUUUACUUCUGGGAUUGUUGAUGACUUUGCAGGGUGUUCAGAGACACGAACUGGCUCAUACAUCGAGUCGUAUAUCGAUUGAUUUGUUGAGAUCAACAUGCAUAUAACUGUAUGUAAUGUGUUCUUGUGUACUUGACACAGCUGAUCCAGAGUGAAAGGGUCUUCAAACUCAUCAUGUUUAUUAUCAUUCUUCAUAUUCAUCAUCACCGUAUUAUUUAAAAAUCUUAAUGUUAAUGUGUUUGUAUUGAUAAUAGUUCAGUUUUGUAUUCUACCAAUAAACAUGAAGAUCUAUUAUAGAUUAUAUGCAAAUGUUGUCCAUUUCGUUGCCGGAAUAGAUACACAAUUCUUUCCUUUUUUCCUGUGACUGUCAUUAUCUUUGGUGAUGAUCUCGAGAUUAAGCCAUCAUGAUAUACUGUUUUACAGAUUAGAACUAGUAGGACUGAGCAAUUCUAUACCUAUUGAAAUUAUUGAGACUAAUGUAUUAGUAGUGACUUUGGUGCAAUGCUAUUUUUACUGAAGAAAUAUACAAUGCUACAGAGCAAUAAUGUUAAUUCAUUAAAAACUUCGCAAGUUUUAUCAUUUUGUGAUUCACCUGCUAGGAUAACUAUGAUAAUACCUACACAAAAACAUUCUAUUGUAAUAUUCUACUGUGUGGUGGUAAUAUUCUGUGGUUAAAGUUUGGGACAGUUUACUGACAAUGUUUCUGUGAAUGCUACACUUUGCAAGACAAAUAAAUAUUCAUUUUCUGUGACUUUAACUGUAUUGACUUAAAAUAUAUCCAAAUUAACUGAGUUAGUUACAUUGUACAUUCAGUACAUUGUUUUUCUAUAUCAGGAAUCAGUGUUAGAAUUGAUUUCCUAAUGGGUAGUAAGUCCUGGUAUCCUGCAUUAUUGUGGUUGUCUUACAAUUAGCAGGUCAUAGAUUUUCAGUAUAAAAUGAGAUGUUGAUUGGAUAUGAUAAUGUGAUACUUUUUAUCUGUACUAUGUUCCACUUUUAGCUUAAGCUUAUCAGAAAUCCAUGAACAGCAAAUUUGCCUCUUAAAAAGCAAAUCAAAAGAUAACUAGUUGAAAAUAACAGAUUUCAAUGGAAGACAACAUGUCUUUUAUCAGCGAGUUUGAUUAUGUGUGAACAAUGAAGUCUUGUGAUCAUCUCAGUACCAAUACAGAUACAAAAGGAAAAGUUUGCUGAGGUCCAAAACUCCAGGCACAAAAAGUUUGCUACUGUAUAUAACUUACAAAACAUCUGAUAAUAACUGACAUCAGAUUCAUUUUCAUCAGCCUGUAAUUUUUGCCCACCAGCUCCUUUGCAGGACAAUUAAUGUACAUGUAAAGGCUACUGGUUAAAUUCUCGUCCAAUUUGUGCCUUUUCAAAUGGUACUGAUUCAAAAGUGAUGAGAUUUAUUACAUUUCAUGCAUUAAUUCAUAUGUAGCAGUGUCUAACAAAUGAUAAAUGUAUCAAGAUUAUUGUCCUGUAGUGUGCAUGCAUAGCUGUCCUUGAAGGAAAGACAAAAAAAACAUUUCAACAAUUAGCUUCAUGCAACAAAUGCAAUCUUCACCAGAUUUCAAGCAAUUAUACAUGAAAGAUAGCUGUAUGAUAUUAGAUAUUGACGUCAUCACACUAGCCGAAGUGACAGUCAGCAUAAUACAUCAGACGUGCUUACAAAGCUGAUAGUUGUGGUGACAGUUACACCUGUAAAUACACUGUUUUGAUAAAUGUCUGUACCAUAUUUUAGCUGAAAUGUUAAAAUGUCUUGUUGAGAUGUGUAAAUACAGAGUAAGGAUAACGUUAAAGGAUAAGCAGAUGUAUGUGAGAGUUUCAUUAAAAAUGUAUGUUUUUGUGUUCAGCAUUACUUCUCGGGUUUGGAAGUUGAAAAACGUUCAGAUUGUGCUGUUAAAGUUGUAUCAAGGAAAGGUAUUCAUUUGGGUUGGAAGCCAAUAAAUGAAAGUUCAGUCAAUCUAUUUUCAUUGAAGAGAUUGAUGUGUAAACAUGUUUACUGCCUACUGUUUAAAAUUUACAUAUUCUAAAGGUUUUAGAUAAUUUUUAAUGAAUUUAAUCAUUCUUGAAUAUUUUAGUUUAAGGCAUGCUUCGUUAAAGCAAAGAAAAUUUAUACAUCCCUGUAUAUAGAUGCUUGAAAAUGAUGUGACAAGGAAUGUAUAGAAAUAGGCCUAUAUAUACAGUGUAGUAUGUCCUUAAGUUGACAUGAUGAUACAUAGUGUUGUUAGCAGUUUGUACUAUAACGUUUAGCAUGGCCAUUAGACAUCUACAACUGUACAUACCGUAGAGAUUAAACACAGGGCCUGUGUCUCCAGUAUGCUAAUGCCCUUUUUUCUCAACAUAUUGCAUGUAAAGUGCAUCUGCCUUAACUAGAAAAAAAAGCACCAUAAAUAGAUAUUUAAAAAAACAUUGAAGCUUUUAUCUAUCUUUUUAUAUUGCAUUAUUAUAGUACAGUUAAUUAAGUAUUUAAUAAUUAGUUGCUUAUAACAGGGGUAAUGCAGAAGGUAAAUACUGCUGUGUUGACAUUGGCCCUUUUGAUGUAUACCACAGGUUGUUGUUAUUGUGAAACAUAGGUCUAUAUAUUUUAGAUCAUAACAAUAUUUACAUUAUUUUUAUAUCUUACUCUGAUUAUUUCAUGAAAGUUAAAACAUGUUCACAUUCACAUUUAAAUUUAUUGGUACACAAAUGUGUCAAUUUGCUGUUGAAAUUUUGUAAUUUUAUUUUUAAACCUAGUUAUUCAUGAAUAGGUCUAAAAAUAUAUUUGUCAAUGUUAUUUAAUAGAAAAAAUAUCCAUUGUUGUCAGAUUUUUGAUGGUGGCUCAACAUUCAAUGCUUUCGUUCUGUGAUAUUUGUAUAUAAAAGAGGUAAUUUUAUAUAGAUGAUUUACAUACAUGGUAAAUUUUGAAACUGCUGUAAGGUCAAAAUGGUACCAGUAUACUAUUGGCAUUUUGUCAGGUUACUGAUGCACCACACCUGUAUGACAAAAAUAUCACGUUUCGAGAGACGCAGAAAAUCUGUCAUAAAAAAUGGAUUCAUGUUAAAAACCUAUAUGGCAAAAAAUAAAAUCUGUAUCGUUAAAAUUUGUCUAUGUUUCUUGUUUUACAUUUAAUUUAAUUUUUUUUCUUUCUUAAACAAUGGAUCAAAAUCAAACAUCCAUGUUUUGUAUGGUAUGGUAAGAAAUUCAUUAUGAUUGCAUGCCGCAGGACCUAAAAAGUCAUAUUCUUGUCGACUACUGAUUAAAGGGGACUUUCCAGAGACUUAUGUUUUAUGUGAAUAGUAAUGUUGGACAACAUAUUGGGAAUCUAUGACUGUAUGAAAUUGUAUAUCAUGUACAGUCUUCAAAGUACAUUGUGUUGUCUACUGAAAAGAACAAUAUCGUGAAUACCUGUAUAUUAAAACCAGAACUUCUAUCACUGUUGGUGUCCAGCACACUUCAGAUUUCAACUUUUGUUUAAUUUGUAGGAUUAUCAUAAAUCAUUUACCCUGCAUAUAUAAGUGUAUUUAUUGUGAACUACUUAUCUUAACAUUGCACCUUGAUUCAUCUAUAAGAAAAUAAAUACAUCAACAGCGUGUAGAUAUCAGAAACUUUAUUAUAAAAUGAACUAAAAUGUACCCGUCAAAACCAAAAAGUGUCUUAUAGAUUUUGUUUUUGUUUUUUUUUGUAAAGAGAUAUACAUUGUAGAAUGAGGCAAUGGCAUUGGAAGACAGGAAGGAUGAUUGUGAGAAAUCCAGAUACAUACAAAUGUGAUAUCUUAACUGCAUUGCUCUUCUGGAACCAGAGUUAAAAGAAAUUUCGGAUUUGGUAUUAAAGCCACCCAGUAAUAUUCAUUCUUUCAAAACCAUGAAGAGUACUAAGCUUGAAAGUGAAAUCAGUUGUAAAACUUACUUAAUUUAAAAAGAAUUUAGAUUUUCAAGGUUUGUUUUAUCUGUUAAAUUGCCUUAUAGUCAUGUCAGGAAUCGGUACAUCUUACAAUUGGUGAAGCAGGUCUUAAAUUCUCAAUUUUGUUGCCAAGUCAAUAAAGAGUUGAAGCCAAGACUUUAAAAUCCAUGUACCGGUUUCGGAUGUGUUGCUUAUUGAAUCAUGUGUAGAAUGUCAUUCUUUGUAAAUUUUUACCAAGCAAUAUUUUACCAUGUCAAUAUUGAUUAAAAUAUUUUCAAAUUAAA
This is a messenger RNA of Ylistrum balloti, 6062 nucleotides long. RefSeq lists its product as uncharacterized. The coding region runs from base 353 to 1987 and encodes 544 amino acids. The record is from RefSeq and is a predicted model, not a curated record. The transcript has 5 exons. NCBI's taxonomy places the organism in Eukaryota, Metazoa, Mollusca, Bivalvia, Pectinida, Pectinidae.